AAUUGAGUGGUCUCAGUUCGAGAGGAGAGAGUAAUCAUCCAAAAAUCGAUCUGGAACGAGCAGUGGUCUGUGAACUCGAGCUGUGAGAGUGCUGAGACUGUUUGGUUGAUAUCUCGAGUUUUACCAAUCCAAUUAAGGCGUGUGAGAUACCAAAAGAAAGUCUCAAGACGAGGAAUCCGUGAAGGUCUGGUUUGCAUCAAUCGGAGUAGAGGAAGGCUUCCAAAUCGUCCGAGCAGAACGCGACCUCGCAGGGACGGAUUUACUCUUCUAAGAAUCGAGUUAGCCGGAAAACACCCGUUCUAGGGGCUGUUUUCGUAUCAACGAUUAGGGGUUGAAAUAGCAACUUGAGGAGGCUGUUUAGCACCCAUUUCUAAGCAAGGAAUCAGUUCUCAAGCUUCCUUGGCCGAGGCUUUAGCCAUUGGAUCGAGAAGGAAGGUUUUAAAGCUCAUUUGAGGUUGAGGCUAGAGCUUGCUUCCUGUGCUCGUUGCUCGAGAGAUCAUAUAGGAGGGAAGACUUGCGAUGGAGGGCGAUGGUGGUAUUAUGAAUAGGGAGAACUCGGAAGGGCUUGCACCGGGUGGAACCGGGCAUGCCAACCGAGAAAAGCCCUUAGGACCAAGGGUGCAUGAAAUUCUUGAAGCUCAAAUCGUGAGUGGUGGUCAUGUUAAGACCAAGGAAGAAUCACCUUGUUAUGGCAAAACUGAACCACUCAAGGCUUCGGGUGACGAAGGAGAUGAUUUGAGUGAUGAGGACCUUGAUAAUGCACUCAUUGAACAAAGGGGAAUGGUCAUAAAUUGGCUUCAAUGUGAACGUGCUAGGCUUAUACAAAAACGCCAAGCUAGGCAAGCUAAGGACGCACCAUUAGGAAGGAAAAGAAAAUGGGGAGACCACGACCCCCAAGGACAUUCUAGGAGGACAAAUGUUGAGGGUGACAAAACCUUCGGGGCACACACAUUAUCACUUGGGAGGAGUCGAGGCUCGGGUGGCCAGAGCUCGAGGUCAAAAGGUUCGAGAGUACCUAAGUGCACAAAUUGUAAGAAGCACCACCCGGGUAAGUGUUGGGACCCUCCUAGGUGCUACCGAUGCAGAGAGAUCGGGCACACGAAUGCGAAUUGCCCACAACUUGUACCCGAUCAAACUUUGGGCUCAAGUAGUACGACUAUAGGCAUACGGAGUCAAGCCGGGACCUCUCAAGCAAGUAAGGAACAUGGCGGAGCAAGUGUGAGCAACGCGCCGUCUGUGAAUCAAGGGAGGACUCACGCUAGAGUCCAUGCGAUGGCGGAGGCGGAUGCUCAAGCUAACCCGGAUUCCGUUGCAGUUCGAGAGGAGAGAGUAAUCAUCCAAAAAUCGAUCUGGAACGAGCAGUGGUCUGUGAACUCGAGCUGUGAGAGUGCUGAGACUGUUUGGUUGAUAUCUCGAGUUUUACCAAUCCAAUUAAGGCGUGUGAGAUACCAAAAGAAAGUCUCAAGACGAGGAAUCCGUGAAGGUCUGGUUUGCAUCAAUCGGAGUAGAGGAAGGCUUCCAAAUCGUCCGAGCAGAACGCGACCUCGCAGGGACGGAUUUACUCUUCUAAGAAUCGAGUUAGCCGGAAAACACCCGUUCUAGGGGCUGUUUUCGUAUCAACGAUUAGGGGUUGAAAUAGCAACUUGAGGAGGCUGUUUAGCACCCAUUUCUAAGCAAGGAAUCAGUUCUCAAGCUUCCUUGGCCGAGGCUUUAGCCAUUGGAUCGAGAAGGAAGGUUUUAAAGCUCAUUUGAGGUUGAGGCUAGAGCUUGCUUCCUGUGCUCGUUGCUCGAGAGAUCAUAUAGGAGGGAAGACUUGGUUCGUGCUUCCUCCAUUCUGUUUUUUUUAAACAUUAAUAAACAUGCUCAUGGAUAUUUUACUAUAGAGCCUGCGUGCUCAUGAAUAGCCAUGUGUGGCCCUUUUGUUUUAAACAAUGUUUUCCGCUGCGUUAUGAAUUACUUAUUAUGUUUGUUUAUGGAUGUAUACGUGUGAAUGAUAUUCAAGACGCCUUGUAUAAUAU
This is a messenger RNA of Cuscuta epithymum, 2018 nucleotides long. The record is from the annotation of a GenBank genome assembly. NCBI's taxonomy places the organism in Eukaryota, Viridiplantae, Streptophyta, Magnoliopsida, Solanales, Convolvulaceae.